AUGACCUACUACCAUGAGGCUGUCAUCCACACAAAUGAGCUUUUGGGCUCUCUUGUCAAGGCAGAGAACAAGAUUCAAACUCGUGUCAAGAUCGGCUUAAACAGUAAGAUGCCAUCCUGUUUCCCUCCUGUUGUCUUCUACACACCGAAGGAGCUUGGUGGUCUUGGAAUGCUUUCGAUGGGUCACGUUCUUAUCCCGCAGAGUGACUUGCGAUGGUCCAAGCAAACUGACGUUGGAGUGACGCAUUUCCAUGCUGGUAUGACCCACGAGGAGGACCAGUUGAUUCCGAACUUGUACAGAUAUCUUCAGCCAUGGGAGGCAGAAUUUUUGGAUUCGGCUCGUGUUUGGUCCGAAUACUCCAUGAAGCGGAAGGAGGCCAAUGCCCAGAAUCGGCGCCUCACCCUUGAAGAUCUUGAAGAUAGCUGGGACCGUGGUAUUCCUCAUAUCAACACCCUCUUCCAAAAGGAUCGCCAUACAUUGGCAUAUGACCGAGGAACUUAUUUCCCUACCUGGGAGGGUCUCUUCUGGGAGAAAGCGUCUGGAUUCAAAGAGUCUAUGCGAUACAAGAAACUCACCAACGCCCAGAGGUCAGGUCUUAACCAGAUCCCUAACCGUCGAUUCACGCUUUGGUGGAGUCCGACCAUCAACCGCGCCAACGUCUAUGUCGGUUUCCAGGUCCAGCUUGAUCUGACGGGUAUUUUCAUGCACGGCAAGAUUCCCACCCUCAAGAUCUCACUGAUUCAGAUCUUCCGUGCGCACUUGUGGCAGAAGAUUCACGAAAGUGUAGUCAUGGACUUGUGUCAGGUCUUUGAUCAGGAGCUAGAGCCUCUCCAGAUCGAGACAGUACAGAAGGAGACUAUUCACCCUCGUAAGAGUUACAAGAUGAAUUCAUCUUGCGCCGAUAUCUUGAUGUUCUCAGCCUACAAAUGGAAUAUCUCUCGGCCUUCAUUGGUCAUAGAUAACAAGGACGUUUUGGAUGGCACGACCAGCAACAAGUAUUGGAUUGACGUUCAGCUUCGGUGGGGUGACUUCGACACCCAUGAUAUCGAGCGGUGUACUCGUGCCAAGUUCUUGGACUACGUGUCCGACUCCAUGAGUAUCUACCCCUCACCAACUGGUGUUAUGAUCAGCAUAGAUCUAGCCUAUAACCUGUGGUCUGCGUACAGCAACUGGUUCCCCGGUAUGAAGCCUCUGAUUCAGCAAGCCAUGGCCAAGAUCAUGAAGGCCAAUCCGGCAUGCCACGUCUUGCGCGAGCGUAUUCGCAAGGGUCUCCAGUUGUACUCUUCUGAGCCCACGGAGCCUUAUCUCAACAGCCAGAACUAUUCGGAAUUAUUUUCGAACCAGAUCAUUUGGUUCGUCGACGACACUAAUGUGUAUCGUGUCACUAUCCACAAGACGUUCGAAGGUAACUUGACGACUAAACCAAUUAACGGCGCCAUCUUUAUCUUCAACCCAUGUUCUGGACAGUUGUUCCUGAAGAUCAUCCACACCAGUGUCUGGGCUGGCCAAAAGCGUCUCGGUCAACUCGCAAAGUGGAAGACUGCCGAAGAAGUGGCUGCAUUGGUUCGUUCACUGCCUGUUGAAGAACAGCCGAAGCAGGUCAUUGUCACUCACAAGGGCAUGUUGGACCCUCUCGAGGUUCAUUUACUUGAUUUCCCGAACAUCGUUAUCAAGGGAAGCUUGCAUGAAGAUGGAGAAGUUCGGUUCCUACGUGCUACACAACCUCAAAUGGUACUGUUCAGCUUGUACGACGACUGGCUCAAGUCGGUGUCCAGCUACACUGCCUUCUCUCAUCUUAUCCUCCUCCUUUGUGGCUUGCACGUCAACAACGAGAAGGCGAAGAUUAUUUUGCACCCGGACAAGUCGACCAUUACAGAGCCUCACUUCGUCUGGCCCACUCUUACAGAUGAUGAAUGGAUCAAGGUUGAGGUUGCAAUGAAGGAUCUUAUACUGGCAGAUUUCGGCAAGCGGAACAGCGUCAACAUCGCGUCCUUGACUGCGAGUGAAAUUCGUGACAUCAUUCUUGGUCAAGAGAUUGCUGCUCCCUCCGUACAGCGCCAGCAGAUGGCUGAGCUUGAAAAGAGUAAUGAGGCGCAGGACCGUCACGACAACCAACUUCAGGUGUUUAGCAGCAAAUCUGAUUGGCGUGUCCGUGCCAUCUCUGCUACGCAUCUUCCUCUCCAUCUCCAACAUAUCUAUGUCUCCAAUGAUGAUAUCAAGGACGACGCUGCUUCGUACACCCAUGUAUUGCUGAAGAACAUCCUGCAGGCAUUCAUCACUGCAGCAGAUCUUCGCACUCAGGUUGCGGCCUUCCUUAACAAUAGCAUUGAGCUGCCCAACCAGUUGCCGAGGGACGACUUCCUUCUCAAAGAUCUCGGACCUCCUGGGUGGGUCAAGACGCAAGCGCUUGAACUCAGUCAUCUUUCUCCCACAGACGUCACCAUUCAAGCCAAGCUGAUGUCUGGAUCCAAGAUGCCGUACCUGUUCAAUACCUCCCUUCAAGCUUACUGCUCGUACUCAUUCUGCUUGUCAUUUGUUGAGGACCUCUCGUUCGACGACACUCUCCUGAUAGAUACCAGGACUGUAAUCAUCAUGCCAUCAGAUACUCAAUCUACAGCUCACAAAAAAGCUGCUGCGUCCGCGCCUUCGAAGGAUUCAUUAUCAAGGACGCCACAUGCCAUUGACUGUGCUGCAUAUACUUCUUCAUCAUCUACUGCAUCUCCGGCACUUGAAAAGCGCGAAGAAUCCGCAGGCACAUCCACACUCCUUUCGCAAAGUUAUUCCAGGUGCAGCAGUCUCCGGUGUCGCUCUCAAUCUAAAGAUCACGCUUCAUUUGUAGAGUCUUCUGAGAUCAAACGUGUCAAGAAACCCAAAGAGAGCUUCUUGGCCACGUUCUUUUGCAAGCUCUUCUGCUGCGUCAGAGUCGAUUCCCGAGCUCAUGACAUCGACGUCGAUGGUGUGGCAAGCGUUGGGUCGGGUCCUACUUUACUGGCUCACAAGACCGCAGACAAUGCUGUGAAGCAAUUUUCUGAAAAAGCACCGGUCGCAUCCUCAGGUCAACCUGCUGUACCUCUUAAGGACUUGCUAGAGACUGCGGGCGCUACCAGUAGGGCCGUACAACUGCCAGGUUCUUCUGUUCCUGGUCAAGUAUUAAAGACCUCUGCAAGUCACCCAUCCGAACAUGGUAACGAGUCGGAUGAUGUUUCGAAUGGGGGUGCAGGCAUUCCCAUGGGCUCUGACGGAAAGCCAUGGCCACUUCUCCCACCCAUCGCGCCUAAACAUGUUGGCAAGAAGUGUUUAGUGCUUGACCUGGACGAGACCCUCGUCCAUAUUAACAUCAUGCCCAUACCAGAUCCAGACUUUGUCGUUCCUGUCCAAAUUGAGCAUCAAUGGUACAACAUGUAUGUACAGAAGCGACCAGGAGUAGACGAGUUUCUUCGACAGAUGGGUGAGCUGUACGAAGUAGUAGUGUACACCGCAAGUCUGGGUUCCUAUGCAGAUCCGGUGAUGGACCAUCUCGAUAUCUACAAUGCCGUUUCGCAUAGGCUUUCGAGUUGGGCCGCAAGAAUGUGGAUAAUUCUGCCAACCUACAUAUACUGCACCAGAAGUUUGGUUCGAUUGUCUUUGUACUCUCCGUACUACUAUGGCACGAACAACCUUCAGUCACAGGUUCCUGGCUUGAACAUGACAACUUACAGUUCUCAGCAACAGAUUCUCAAUCAUGUGGUUGGUAUUUGGCCAACGCAACUCCCGCAGUACGCUGAAGUGAUGAUGCUUGAUGAUAUACCUGAAGAUACUUCCGUUGGUAGGAAGAAAACUGAUGUCCCUAGGCCCUUAAAAUAUGGGAAUUGGGAGGAAUUUGUCCACCCGUUAGGUGGUACAUACUACUAUCAUAAGGACAAGAGAACGUAUACUUCGGUAAACCUAAGGUGGUACCAGGAUCCCCAGAAGAUCGAUGACUUUGUCGAUGCAUUACGAGCUGUGACGCAAGAAGAUGCGUGGAUACUGGUCGUUCAUCCAACGAUGUUCAGAGGAGAAGAAAAGUUCCAAUAUUACUACGUGGUUCUGGACCAGCGUAUCAUUGCCUGGAUAGAGGAACUAAACGGUCACCUUCUUUUCCGCGACUGUGUCCAGCCAAGCCAAUGGGAACAUAAGAGUCAGUACCUUAUCUUUGAAUUUUUCUUUGAGACCGAUUGCAAUCAUGUAGGACUCGAACUCGAGGCUCAGUAUUGGAAACACUUUGAAUUCUUUCCGCAGCAGUCGUCGAUGGAUGUUUCGGUUGUGAGAAGCGUACGGAGAGAAGUUAUUUGCUAUAUUGGAGAAGCAAUUACGUUGAGUCAAUCCACGGCCGGUUCGAUAUUCUGGACCCUGGAGCAAAUGAAGCAAAUCAUCGAACAUCUAGCCAGUAUCGGUUCGUACUUGUAUCUAGUCCUGCAUAGCAUUUUUAUAAUGAAGAAACAGAAGACCUUGCAGACAAUGGGCUCAUACAUGAAACCGGUAUCGUGUUCUGUUGUAGAAUUUUAUACAUCUUACGUGCGUUGCUUUCUCACAAACCCUAUCGUCAUCAAGUAA
Molecule: messenger RNA, 4572 nt
Organism: Suillus plorans
Lineage: Eukaryota; Fungi; Basidiomycota; Agaricomycetes; Boletales; Suillaceae
Product: PRP8 domain IV core-domain-containing protein
Exons: 23
Coding region: 1-4572 (1523 amino acids)
Biological process (GO): spliceosomal tri-snRNP complex assembly; mRNA splicing, via spliceosome
Cellular component (GO): U5 snRNP; catalytic step 2 spliceosome
Molecular function (GO): U6 snRNA binding; U1 snRNA binding; pre-mRNA intronic binding
Source: RefSeq, a predicted model, not a curated record